AUGGAUGAACUUAAGGAAUUGUCCAGUUUCGAGGAGUGCCUAUCAUGGAUAGAUGCAAUCGUGACACUGUGCAAGAGUAUAGAUAACACAUGUUCAAAAUUAGAUCACAAUUUUCCAUCUGAGUAUAAUUUGAACGGGCUGUGCUCUUAUAUGAGGAUUCACAACGAUGAUAGCGCAGUUACAUCGAAUACGUCGAGUAUCGAUGAGGGCUACAACACAGAGUAUGAGGAAUCAGUGAGGGAGCAUUUACGAAGCAUAAUCAAUGAUCUGAAAAACAAGAACAACCCACAGUUGGUGUAUAGCUACGGCACAGGCCUGAUCGGACAAAAAAUGGAGGAGCCGGGUGUCAUCAGGAGAACAGAGUAUCCACAAAUGAACAGAGAUAGGCCGUAUAAAUUAACAAUUAGAGGGAGAUCAAGAAAGGACAUGAACAGCAUAGAUUUCCACAGAACGUAUCAAAUGGAAUCAGAGAUUCUGAAAAGACUGAACGUAGGAGAAAGGAUUUGCAUAUUCAGAGUUAGCUCAAGUUUGUACGACAUGGAGGUGGAAAAAAACACAGCCGAAUACGAUUUCUUGCUCGAUAUGCCCUUUAUGAUUAAGCCUGAUACCAACAUGAAGGAGGCACAUUACAGAUCUGAUGUGGCAGGCGUAUAUUGGGAUAAGAGAUCUUGGAUUGCAUCCUGGUACGUGGAGGGCAAAAGACAGUACAAAAGCUUUUCCUGUAAGCUGUAUGGCUUUUACAGGUCUAAAUACUUGGCCAUACAAACCAGGCUUUCGAACAUUUAUCCGAUUGACUUCAAGGCACUGAAACGGCACUGA
Molecule: messenger RNA, 819 nt
Organism: Theileria orientalis strain Shintoku
Lineage: Eukaryota; Apicomplexa; Aconoidasida; Piroplasmida; Theileriidae
Exons: 1
Coding region: 1-819 (272 amino acids)
Biological process (GO): regulation of DNA-templated transcription
Molecular function (GO): DNA-binding transcription factor activity
Source: RefSeq, a predicted model, not a curated record